Molecule: messenger RNA, 978 nt
Organism: Talaromyces proteolyticus
Lineage: Eukaryota; Fungi; Ascomycota; Eurotiomycetes; Eurotiales; Trichocomaceae
Exons: 4
Coding region: 1-978 (325 amino acids)
Source: RefSeq, a predicted model, not a curated record
AUGGAUCCAAUUGAUCCCCGCUGGGGUGGUGUGCAAUCGUCUUCUUAUAAUAUUGGAGUCUCUCAUUCGUACACAUCCGCAGCGCAUAACCCCGUGGUUCUCACACCCAUCAGCCUCGCUGACAGCGCAUAUCUACACCCGCGACCGAGCCCUGUAUUGAGCCACCAUUCUCAAGAGUACUCGUACCACCCUGUGGACGAUAGCGCAGUGCAUCAUGGACUAGGAAUUACGAGCGCAUACCACGAACUAGUACCACCGACAUCAUCGCCAAAUUUUGCCUACCAACACCCACAACAUCACCAUCAAGGCUCACUAGAUUUCGGGGACUAUGGGUCUGAACAAGGGCUGGACUCUCCCCCUCAACAUCGAGCUAAGCGUCAACGGCGGCCGACUACUGGAUGCACACCGCCCUUGCGCCAAUCGCCGGUGAGGAUCCUUCCUCACCCAGACGGGUUACAGCGUCUCGAACAAGAGCGCCGGCACGGACAAGUGAUUGACUCUCCUCACCAGCGCGAACCCCAAAGACCGCGACCGUCGGGUCGAGGGCGCCGCGACCCGCAAGCAGAAGAGGAAGAUGCCUUUGUCGAGAACCUGCGCGCGCAAAAUCUGUCGUGGAAGAUCGUCGCCGAGAUGUUCCGCGAGCGAUUCAACAAGAACUCGACCGAGGCGCGACUGCAGAUGCGCAUGUUGCGACGGCGAAAAAGCGCAGCGGCAUGGCAAGAGGCAGAUGUAGCACUUCUUCAAGAGGCGCAUAACUAUUGGCAAACACAGAAAUAUAGCAUCAUCGCGGCCAAGUUACAGGAGCUCGGGGCCAGCCGGAAAUAUAGUGACCACCAGAUCGAAGCCCAACUCCAGCUCUUACCAUACACAGCUUCCGACGACGAAUCGGCAGUGUCCUCUCCAGAGCAGGAGUUCCGAAGCACACAACGGAUUGGAAGCCCUGUGAAAAAAAGGCGGCGAUCUCCUAGCGAUGAAUAG